CUCCCGCACACAUGCCCUGCCCCGCGCUUCUACUCGCCAGCCUCGCCGCCUUGUCGCCAACGCAGAGGUUGGCCCGCGACGGCUUUGCCGUCUUUGAUGGCGUGCUUUCCCGAGAGCAGACGGCGGCCGUCCGCGAGACGGCCGAGGCCCUCCGCAGUGGCGGCGCGAUGCGCAACCUGGGCCAGGACGGGCGGGACGACGAGGUCCUGACGGUGGAUCUCGGCAUGCUCCGCGACCCGAGCUACAGCGGGCUCAUGGACGCGGCGCGGGUGCUGGCCGGGAUGCCCGGCAUGCUCGUGGAGUCGGGCCGACGAGAUGAGUGUGCCGCAGAGACGGCGGCGCAGUUUGCGAGCGCGUCGACGCCGCGCCUGCUGAUGCUCGCCCGCUACCCUCCCUCCGCCGGCGGCUACGUGCCGCACCUCGACAACGACGCCGCCGAUCCGGACCACCAGCGGGGCCCGGUCGGGCUGCGCGCGUGCGACCGGGUCUACACCUGCAUCCUCUACCUGCAGUCGGGCUGGUCCGAGGCGGACGACGGGCGGCUGAGGCUGCACCGGCCGCGGGGCCGGGCGGAGCGCGGGGAGGCGGCGGCGGCGGCGGUGGAGGAGGAGGAGGAGGAGGGGUGGGCCUUCGCGGGGCGAGACUACGUUGACGUCGAGCCGGUCGGCGGCCGGCUUGUCGUCUUUGACUCGAGGAGAAUGCUGCACGAGGUGCGGCCGAGCUUCGCGCCGCGGUGGGCGCUCACGGCGUGGAUCUGACGAGCCGAGCCGCGGGGUUCGACCUCCUCCUCGCGCUGUCGGCCCUUCCCCCACCCCAAGCUCUCCGCAGGAGCAGCACCGAAGCCGCCGCCGCAGCGCCUACCAGCCGGCGAUGACCUCUCGCUGGACGCUUCGCUCGAGGCUGGAGGCCGCGAGGGC
Molecule: messenger RNA, 917 nt
Organism: Emiliania huxleyi CCMP1516
Lineage: Eukaryota; Haptophyta; Isochrysidales; Noelaerhabdaceae
Exons: 1
Coding region: 12-758 (248 amino acids)
Biological process (GO): cellular response to hypoxia
Molecular function (GO): peptidyl-proline dioxygenase activity; L-ascorbic acid binding; ferrous iron binding
Source: RefSeq, a predicted model, not a curated record